This is a messenger RNA of Gigantopelta aegis, 7135 nucleotides long. Its product is annotated as Fanconi anemia group I protein-like. The record is from RefSeq and is a predicted model, not a curated record. NCBI's taxonomy places the organism in Eukaryota, Metazoa, Mollusca, Gastropoda, Neomphalida, Peltospiridae. Gene Ontology annotation, molecular function: DNA polymerase binding. Gene Ontology annotation, biological process: DNA repair. The coding region runs from base 119 to 4246 and encodes 1375 amino acids. The transcript is spliced from 33 exons.
GUUCCUAAUAAAUGUUGCUGAAAACAAAUACAUGGUCUGGACCGUUUGUUCAUUAAGAAAAAAGAGACUAUACGUAGGCUGCCUUCAGUGAAGUCCAUCUGCUGUCUGUCGUGUAACAAUGGAGAAGAAGAUAGUGGCUCUGGCUGAAGGAGGCCACACCCAGGAUCUUGCCCAGCUACUGAAUGAUGUGGAUGUCAGCCAGCUUUCUCGCAUGAUCACAAGCCAUGUGUUACGAGGGAAAGGUGACUCUGUAGCUUUUAUCAGAGCUCUUCUUACCAGUACCAGUUCACCAGAAUCAACCAAUGCAUCCACACUGCAGCUACACAUUUACAAACAACUUGUUGACAUUCUUCAAAAGAACGAGAUUAACACAAAGCUGGCGUCCAAUUUAGUUGGACUUCUUAUGCUAGAGUGUGACACCCUUCCAAGUGAAAGUUUAGCAGACUUGGCUAAUGUGUUUGUAGACUCUGUGAAGAUUGGCUCCCUGCAGGGAGGAAAAGCUCUUGAUCUGUUCCCCAAGUUAAUGUCCGCUCUGGCCAGUCAGAACCUGGUCGUGUUUGGUGAAAAUUCAAUGAAAGGAUCAGAGUAUAAAAGCCAUUUAUUGAACAGCAUAUGUUCUUCCAAAUGGGCUCCUGCCAGUGUUAUUCACUUAGCAGCCAUGCUCCGAGACGUUCCCCUCAGUCUAGAUGAACUGAGAUUUGUCAUCAAGAAAAUACUACGCAGUUUCAAAGACUUGGAUAUGCAGGACCUGCCAGCUCUUAUCUAUCAGUUGCUAUUGUUGGCAAACAAGGGACACAAACAGCUGGUGCUGGAAGGUAUAUCCAAGUUCUUUAUAGCGCACGACAACAGCAGCAGACAGAAAAUGAACUCUGACAGUGAAGACCUGAUGUGUGAAGACCUGGGUGUGGAAUGUUUACGCCAGACAGAAGGAACCGUCAUUCUCCAUGUCAUGUUCGCUGUCAAACAGGACCAGGACCUCGGCAGGGAGUUUGUUAAAUAUUUAAAAAGUACUCAGCUAUCCAGUCCCACUCAUGUUCUAGAACCAUUUAAUUUGGCCUUAGCCUUGUCUAUAGCCAGAAUACACAGGUUUGAAGACCAGAUUUUUGAUUUUCUGAAGAUGACCAUUUUGAAGAGUUUCAAGGAUCUGGACCGACAGCAGCAGUCGUUCUGUGUGCGGGAAGUCGUCGCUGAAACACUGGACGUCCAAGAUCUUGUGUUAGAGACUGUUACAAACAGCGUGAUUGGCUGGGACCAGGUGAUGCAGGGUCUUGUACAACUUGGCUUCUUGCUGAUGGACAGCUUCGGACCUAAGGCCAUCUUUGGGAGGAUCGAGACUCAAUCUGUUGUGGUUAACACACCGACCAACUCAGCCUGUAAACUUGGAGCUAGGAUCCUUAUCAACACUUUCAAGGCUCAUGAAGUGGUGCGACCGGAAAUACUGGACCAGAUAUUUAACCGAGUCAUCACAAAGGCUACAUCACCAGUGUCACAUUACCUAGAUUUGUUAGCUGACACAGUGAAAUCAGCACCUCAGAUAUUGCUGGAGUCGGUUCCAAAAGUGCGUGAAGCAUUUGAUUAUCUCUCGUUUCUGCCUCCUGCAUCGGCCCAGGGACUUAUGACUGCCAUUCAGCCUCUACUGAAACUCAGCAUGUCACUCAAAGAUUCACUCAUUCUCGUUCUGAGAAAAUCCAUGUUUUCCAGGCAAGUCGAUGCUCGUAAGAUUGGUGUUUUCGGCUUCUUAAUGAUUGUGAAAAACUUCAAGGUCAUCGGUGGGUUACCUUCUAGUCAGUGCAGUCAGCCAUUCUCCUUGAGUCAGAUCCAAGUUGAUGUGCACAGACCGUACAACCCGGCCAGUAACGAAGCCCUCUGUCUCGAGAUCAUAGGAAAUCUCCGCCGGUGUUGUUCACAGCAAGCAGAUGUUCGACUCCUGCUCUAUGAGGGUCUGUAUGAGGUUCUUGAUCGGAACACUCAGCUUCAAGCACCCAUCCUGGAUUUGCUCCUACAUCAGAUAAAGAAAUAUUUUGAGAGUGAAGAUGAUGUCAUUCCGCCACUAAAGUUGGAUUUGUCUAUUCUUGCACAAGGAGAUCAAGUCUAUCUAGCAGAACCUUUGGCUCACCUCUUGACGUGUUGUCAGCUGUGUGUAAUUAAAUCAAGACGGAUACAGUCGGACCGUGAACGUAGUCACGACAAUGAUGACGACGAUGAUGAUGAAGACGAAGUGGUCCACAUUCUGUCCGAGUUGGAAGAUCUUCUCAAGUCUUUGUCCAAAAGAAUGGCGACCUGCGACAUGGAAGACUUUGAACUGGAUAAAUCAGCAGAUUUUUCUCUGGCGAAUAGUGUUGGCAUCAAAAACAAUAUAUAUGCUAUCCUUGUCCUGGGAACAUACGAAACUCUCAUGGAGUACAUGUUUGUGUCUGGCCAAUUCAGCCUGGCUGGCAGUGAGCAGAUUCUAAAUCUGUACGACAAUUAUCACAAGCUGAGUAACGUGAUUCGGGAGAAGAACAAUACAGCUGCUGGGAAGAAAGGAAAAUCAUCCGGGAAGUUACCGCAGAGUUUGAUGUCUUUGCCAUGUGUGGUAUCCAUGGUAAAGGCACUAUUGAGCGAUACAGUAUCGGACCAAAAGGAAAGUUUAGAUGUGUUGCGAGGAAAUGCUGACUUUGUUCAGUAUGUGACGUCUGUAGCCCUGCAGAAGGUGGAACAGAUAUCUGAGAAGGGAACGUGCGACGGGUGUGCUAAUAUAAACAAGAAUACGGUCAUCCGACAGAUCUAUGUGCUAGCCAGACAUUUUUUUACAUACUAUGUUGAAAACCAGUUGCCAUCUGAAGAAAAGAGAAAGGAGCGUGGGAAAAACAUGGCUGGUCUUUGUUUGGAUGGGUUGGUGUCAGUCUUCAACAUCGUCAGCUUCAGAGAUGAAAACACACUCUGUCAGUGUCUCGUCAAUUUAGAAAAAGAAACUGAUGGUGAUGUCAAAAUUCCACAUAAAGCUGAAAGGAUCCAAACGCACAUCAAGAUUUUCCAGCGGCUUGUGGCAAACAUAUUGUCAGCUGAUGAAGACCACCAGAACUGGAAGGAGGUGGCGUCACUUCUGACAAUCAUUGGUCAGCUGACCAAGCAUCUGCCACCAGGGGGCACUCAGUAUGAGCAGGUUCAUGCGUGGGUGUUUAAACUCUGUACAGAUCAGACGAUAGAUGACAUGGCGACAUGCAAGCUGUUGCUGGGGAUGUUGCUGUCACUGUCACAGCAGAUGAAGAACCUGCCCACCGUGAUCCGCUACAUGGCAGAAGAUAUACACAGUCAGCUCGGAGACAUAGACCAGGAGGUUGAGGUAGAGAAGAGUACUCACUUCUCACUGAUAAAACACCGGACUGCGGCUCCGAUGGUCGUACUGCUCGUGUUGUCGAGUUGUGAACGUCAGCUCGACGACAUAGACUGGGUCGUCACGCGGAUAAAGGCCGACACUUCCAGUAAUCCACAGAUAGAUGAAGUAGACGGCACCCAAGGAUUAACGCAGCUGGAAUCCCACGAGAAGUCUAUCUGUAUAAGACACGUGAAUCUGAUCAAGUGUUUUCACGAACUUGUCCAGUCGUCCUUGCCGUACGGUGUCUGUGUUGAAACCAUCCUGAAAACCGUCACCAAGCUAUACUCCUCUCUGUCUCUGCUUGUCAAAUAUUACCUGUCGCUGUAUUCCAACAAGUCAGGACACCUCGGCUCCAAGUUUGAGAAGUUGGUCAAGUUGAUAGGGAUUCACCUCACACAGCAUGUGUAUGCCAUGAUCACCAGCUUUCAGGCUUCAGAAAAGGAACACCUGCACCACUUGUCUGAAAAGGGCAAAAAAGACAAGAAGAAAGCUGAGACUGCUUCACAAGUUGAAUCGAAUAAAAUUCUAAAGCAGACAAAACCAAUUCCUAAUUUGAUCUAUGCCAUUGAGCAGUUUGAACGAUAUCUCAUACAGCUGACAAAGAAAUCAAAGAUCAACCUGAUGGAGAAUAUUAAAAUCAGCACAUCACGCGAUUUCCGAAUCAACACGGCUGCAGUUCAGGCUAUUCUGGAACAGAACGCCGAGUCGGACAACGAAAGUGAGGAGGAAGAUGCAGGAAACAACAACGAAGACGAGACAGUAGACCACGAAGCUAGUGAUGAAGAGAAUCUUCCUCCUAACAAGAGACCAGCCUCACCAGUGAGCACAACUCCCCCAGCCAAGAAGACCAAGCUUGGUCUCGGCACCUCCAAGUCGAGAGUGAAGUAGAUACAACAACCAGUGAGCAUAACUCCCCCAGUCAAGAAGACUAAGCUUGGUCUCAGCACCUCCAAGUCAAGAAUGAAGUAGAUACAACAACCAGUUAGCAUAACUCCCCCAGUCAAGAAGACCAAGCUUGGUCUCGGCACCUCCAAGUCGAGAGUGAAGUAGAUACAACAAGCAGUCUUGGUUUCAAGGCAGUGAAAAAUUGCUUAGAAAACCUUACAGAUAGUGUCGAUAAAAUGCAGAUAAAAUGUGCAAGAAUGGAAAUGCAAUCUUCAUGCAGGGAUGAAAAACUAUUACUUUGGUUUUGUGGGGUUUUAUUUGACCAUCUUUGACGGGUCGUAUUGUGGUAUGGCGUUGUCUGUAUAUUCAUUCGUAAACGUUUUGUUUCCAGAGCAUAGGUAUCUUAUCAGUUCAUAUAGGAUCAUCAAACAGGAACGGCACUAUAAAAAAUAGUGGUAUGGCCUGAGGUUGCCAGUCUCUCCUUUCAAAUCCACCUGUGAAGGACAUUUUCACAGAUACAACAAAUAUACAUGUGUAACCCACAAAAAAGAAAGUGGUAUGGCCAUGCUGUACCUCUUUAAAAAAUGGUCCAGCCAUGGCCAUAGCGUCUGCGCCGCCCCUGUCAAACUUUGCAUGCAAGUACAAUUGGGAUAGCGAUGUGUCGCAUACUUUAACCUACUUUUCACACAUUAUUGCACAUUAAAGGAAAUCCUUGUCCGAGCCAUAUCUUACUUAUCAAUUCAUUUAGAAUCACUGCGACCUACUUUUGACAAGCAUAUUAUAUAUCUCACCAGUAUUUUUGUUUUCAGUAAAAAGCUCAUAAUAACCCUGACUACUCUCCCUCCAUCCACUUUUCAGGACCUUUCACAAUUUUAUGAUUUUUUUUUUGUCCAUGAUCAUUUUCAUCUGUCAUCCUACAAGAUAUGUAAUUGCAUAAAAUUCUCCAUGCGACUUUAUGAGGUCAUGUUCAGAGAAAUAAUAUGCCAGAUGUGAUGGUCAGGGAAUUCUCCUCGGAUCAGCUGUUUUCCUCUCAUGGAACAUUGCAUUUCCUCGCAUUUUAAUCGUCCUUUCUUCCAAAAUGUGUCGGAUGGCACAUAUUUUAACCUAGGAUUUCAAGAAUUUCCGGGACCCCUCUAGAUUUCCUCUUUUACAGUUCACCAAUUCCCACCCCUGGAUAGUGAAAUGUCUCAGUGAAGCACUUGCUGAAAGUGCAUGGGUUGGAAAAUCAAAUCCUCUCUGUGGACUGAUUCACUGAUUGGGUUUUUACAUUGUUUUGCUGUCCUUUUCCAGUUUCCCUUUCUUCUGAGGGACCAACACUUACAUAUUGGUUAAAUCAAAAUGCGCCUUUAAAUAUGCAAAUGUAGUAGUGUUGGUAUAAAGUACUCCUGCUUGGCAGUAGCUAGUGGGAAUUUCCCUAUUAGCUCAGUCGGCAGAGUGCUGGACUCUCGUUCUGAGAGUCUGUGGUUCAGAUCCCCUCAGUGGAGGUUGAUAUUUAUCUGUUACAAAAAUAAACACAAUAAAAGGAAAGAAAUAUUUGUUUAAUUGUACUUAAACACAGUUUACACUACAGAGUUGUUUAUGGUGUCUAGCAUGGUUGGAAUAGGAUAAAAAUCUGUAGUGUUCACUGAGGGCAGUUAAUCCUACCUCACACUGGUGACCAUUUUAAAACUACUAUUGAAGCCACCCAUUCCCCAUCCCAACCCGAAACCCACUUCAAAAAGGGAAUGAAGUCUCAAAUUGAUAUGAAUUUCAAUAUUUUCUAGAUAAAAGCUCCACAAUUGUUUAGUCAUUUGUAUUUACAAUCAAAGCCACUUCAGAUUUCUUAAUAUUGUAUCGAUAAAAGGAAUAAAAGAGGAAGUAUUAUUGGCUCAUUCAUUUCUUUUCAUCAUGAACCUGACCUGGUGCAUAAAAGUUGCAGUGUUUGUCUGCCGUUUAUUGUAUGCCACACUCUCUCGCUGGCUGGAUGAUUUAAAAAUAACUCGGCCUUUGAUCCCGGUUUCAGAUAUGAUACACGUUUUAGACAGGCCUCUAAAAAUCGUAGCGAUAGUUUCAUUUGCGUGUCACUCAAAUAUAUAUUGUUCGCACAUUGAAUUUAUGAUUUACAUGUACCAUAGUUUGACACCCAAUAACCGAUGUAUUUUUCGUGCUGGGGUGUCAUUAAACAUCUAUUCUAUUCUAUUAUAUUCUAUUGAAUUUAAGACAACAUUUACAUGUUCAUGACGUGUUACGUAAAAACAAAAUGAGUUACCUGAAUUUGUUUUUGUGUAACCCAUAAAUGGUUUAUGGAAAAGAGACUUGUUUAGAUUAGUCACCAGUGACACUGUUUUCUGUGCAAAUAAAUGUACAUCCAAUGAAAAAAAUCAAAAGGCACAUUAUGCAAAAAAUGAUUUUUGUGUUCUGGCAUAUUGGACACAUUAUUUACAUGCUUGCUGAGUCAUCUGUAACACUAAAUAGUGUUUACAAUAAGCCAACUAAGAUCUAGAUAUAAAAAUACAAGUAAUGUUGUUUAGUUUUACAUGUAUAUAGACCUUAUUUUUGGUUUAUUCAUUAUUUUAUGGAAUAAUACAGUUUUCGGUGGGUUUUUUUACCUGUGUGUGGUAUUUAUUACUGUAUGUAUAUUAUUUUUGUUGUUUUGAAAAACAAAACAAUGUGGUAUUCUAUUAAAAUGUACCCUUAAACAAUAGUUUUUGAGCUCUUGAUACUAUAUUUUUAUUAUAUCGGUAGUUGUUUUAAGAAGGUGCUAUAUAAACUAUGAUUACAGGUGUUUGUUAAUUGAGAAAAAGGUAAUUCUUUGUUUUUAAGGAGUGUUGUUAUCUACAAAAUACUGAUGUUUGUAUAUUUGAUUAUAAAUCAUUAGAAAAGGCUCUGUAUAAAUAAAACAUUAAAUUAUUA